UGUUGCUUUGCUCUGUAAUCAGUAGGCCACGGAGAGUCGGAACGGUCCGAAUCUCAAAUAUCUGUGGUCUUAAUCAUUGCCAGUUUUCUUUCGAGCACUGAAAAGUGUGUCCACACACUCCGGGGACGUGCUUGUAAAAUGAAAUCUGAAGGAAUUGACGGUGCCGAGAGAUUCCUUAGCCCAGGCAAAGGGCGAGGACUUAGAGCCACGAAACAUUUUAAAGUUGGAGACCUCGUGUUCACGUGUCCGGCAUAUGCCUACGUUUUGACAGUAAACGAGAGAGGCGGCCACUGCGAAUUUUGCUUUACAAGGAGAGAAGGACUGUCCAAAUGUGGAAGGUGCAAACAGGCCUAUUACUGCAAUGUGGAAUGUCAGAAAGGAGACUGGCCCAUGCAUAAGCUCGAGUGUUCAGCGAUGUGCUCCUAUGGAGAAAACUGGAGCCCCUCAGAAACAGUCCGGCUUGUCGCACGAAUCAUUCUCAAACAGAAACUGCAGACGGAGAGGACGCCGUCAGAGAGAGUGUUAGCUUUGAGAGAGUUCGAAUCGCAUCUGGACAAACUGGACAACGAGAAAAACGAGAUGAACCAGUCGGACAUCGCCGCCCUUCAUCAUUUCUACUCCAGACACUUGGACUUCCCAGACAACGCAGCCCUCACGGAGCUUUUUGCCCAGGUCAACUGUAACGGCUUCACCAUCGAAGAUGAGGAGCUUUCCCAUUUGGGUUCCGCUGUAUUCCCAGAUGUUGCCCUGAUGAACCAUAGCUGUAGUCCCAACGUGAUAGUGACGUAUAAGGGAACAGUAGCAGAGGUCAGAGCUGUUCAGGAAAUCAACCCAGGAGAUGAGAUUUUCAACAGCUACAUCGACCUACUGUACCCCACAGAGGACAGGAACGAGAGACUGAGAGACUCCUACUUCUUCACCUGUGACUGUACAGAAUGCACAACUAAAUCAAAGGACAAAGCCAAGCUGGAGAUCCGACGGAAACUGAGCACACCUCCUGAGCCGGAGGAAAUCCGAGACAUGGUGAGGUACGCCAAGAAUGUCAUCGAGGAGUUCCGGAGAGCCAAGCACUACAAGACUCCCAGUGAGCUGCUGGAGAUCUGUGAAUUGAGUCUUGAGAAAAUGGGCAGCAUCUUUGCGGAGACCAACGUCUAUAUGCUUCAUAUGAUGUACCAGGCAAUGGGCGUGUGCCUGUACAUGCAGGACUGGGACGGAGCCAUGAAAUAUGGAGAGAAGAUUAUUCACCCGUACAGUGUGCAUUACCCACGGUACUCUCUGAAUGUGGCAUCGAUGUACCUGAAGCUGGGCAGACUGUACUUAGGGCUUGAGAAGAAGACAGCAGGAGUCAAGGCUUUAAAAAAGGCAAUUGCUAUCAUGGAAAUAGCCCACGGCAAAGAUCACCAUUACGUCGCCGAAGUGAAGAAAGAGAUGGAGGAGCAGAAGUGAGCAGAGAUCAUUCUGGAAAAGAAAAGAAAAAACACCAUCAGAGACUGCAUGGCAUGAUUCUUAUACCUCCCUCUCUUUCUCUCUCUCUCUCUGUCUCUCUCUCUCUGUCUCUCUCUAUUAAUACAAUCAAGUGAUGUCAAUGUCGUCUGUUUGUCUUAUUCCAGUAUUACUCCUUUUGAAUGGAAUAUGUUUUUAGGAUGACUAACAGUCAACACGAGUCUCUUUCAUUUUUGGCUGAUAUAUUUAUAAGUGUGUGCACCUUGGUUUAAAAAAUGCACUGCGCUGCAAGGGCUAAUUUUAGAGCAUCGGUGGUAAAACUUGAGAUUUACGUUUGACAAGAUGGAUUUUUCUCUGCGCCUCUCAUACUAUGUAGCACAAGAGAGGAGGAGAUGCAUAAACACUGUCUUAAAAAAGCAGAAUGUUCCAGAAUGUAAAUUGCAUAUGUAUUUUUCGACCUCCACGAAGAAUUGUCUCUGAAAUUUUUUGGUCUUGUUUGUGAAAGUCAUAAGUGUUGCAUGACGAUUGUUUUGCGCUGAUAACUAGCGUUCACGGACAACGGCGGGACAGCAAACCCGACUUUAUUCUGCAGUAGCCUACUUUUUCAGUCCUCAUCUGUGGGAGCAAUGGUCAGUGCACCGCAUAAACAACCAAAACCUUCACACAGCUUUGUUUUGUAAAUGUUGUAUUCCCGUUUGUUCCGUAUAGUAUCGUUUGUUUGUUUCGUUUUUGUUUGUUUUGUUUUGUUUUGUUAUGAUGUGGACAGUGCUGGAAUGCUUCAAACUCCAGAAUGUUAAUUAAAAAAUCGCUGUCUGUUACUGUAACAAUUACUACAGUAAUAAAUUCAUAUUGGCCGACAA
This is a messenger RNA of Chanos chanos (milkfish), 2303 nucleotides long. RefSeq names its product SET and MYND domain containing 2a (gene smyd2a). Gene Ontology annotation, molecular function: histone methyltransferase activity; protein-lysine N-methyltransferase activity; protein binding. The coding region runs from base 139 to 1446 and encodes 435 amino acids. The record is from RefSeq and is a predicted model, not a curated record. Lineage: Eukaryota; Metazoa; Chordata; Actinopteri; Gonorynchiformes; Chanidae. Gene Ontology annotation, cellular component: nucleus. The transcript is spliced from 12 exons.